Molecule: messenger RNA, 3604 nt
Organism: Puntigrus tetrazona (Sumatra barb)
Lineage: Eukaryota; Metazoa; Chordata; Actinopteri; Cypriniformes; Cyprinidae
Product: bcl-2-like protein 11
Exons: 4
Coding region: 337-882 (181 amino acids)
Source: RefSeq, a predicted model, not a curated record
UUCGCUUCAGUGAAUAGACGGCAGAAUAACUUGCUCUCUCUCUGCGGAACAGACGCCGGAGAGCGAGCCUCGGCGAGGAAGUGCACUUAAGAAAACACCGAGACAAAAGAGACCAUUCAAAACAAUCCUGUGGACGAUUUUCAAACAGGAUCUUAUGUGACAGCUGCUCCAAAGGAAACGAACGCAUCGAGAGAUUUAGAGCCAUCGAUCGCCUGCUAUUGGAAUUGUACUCAAUUAUUUUUUACGACGCUUUUUAAUCUCUGGAUACUUCGAAAUUUGCCCUUUGUUUUGUUGUCUAUCGCUAAGAUGCGUUAACGCGUUUUCGCCCAGGCGGAUAUGUCUGAUACGUCCAGAGAGCAAACGCUGGCCAAUGGCCCGGCCUCGCGGGGGAGCGGAGAGAGCGCCGGUGGCGGAGCCGUCUUGCGCACCGAGCACUUUGACUUCCCUCAGCCGAGCGAUGGGGACCCGUUAAGGGGAGGGAUUGCCAUGUCGAAUAGUCACCAGUCGAGGUCACCGAUGUGCCGAACCUUCUCCAGGUCCUCUAGUGGCUAUUUUUCCGUCGACAGCGAUUCUGUGCCAAGUUCCCCGCUAAUGCCCAAUAUUUCCGAAGCGCAAGACGGCCAAAGUGAUGAGGUAUGGUUUGCCGAACCUAGCCAGCAGCGCGUGCAGAUGGCAGCACCUGUCGGAGCCAUGGGGCCGGAGAUGGCGGUCGCCCGGGAGCUGCGGCGCAUCGGAGACGAGUUCAACCGCCUGUACUGUCUGGGGGCCGGUGCAGGCGGGAACAACGCGGCCCAGCUGCGCGCCCCCAACGAACACGCCGUCAUCGUGUGGAUGAACGACCUUAUCGGACGUGUAGUACAGUUUUUCCUGCGAAGGAGAUGAUCGACACAUUGAACGCCCAGCAGACGCGUAGCAGACAUGUAGCAUCAUACAUCUGACUGUAAAUAUGUACAUAAUAAGGGAUAACAGCAGCGCUGCUCUUCCGCAAACCUCUCCGGGUUUCGGCGUACAGUUUUGGACCUGUCGGGAUGUGUGCAGACCUGGACGGAUACAUAAAUCGGGACCCUCGGCCAUCCAUAGACUGACUCACAGCAGAGUUUCCUGCGUUCACAUGGAAAGCUGAGCCAUUAGAUGCUGUGUUGACGUGGAGGUUUUUUUAACCCCACGUGGAGUGUGGAAAACGUGCCUUCAUUGCCUGUUUGCCCUUGACACGUCUCUCUUUUUGGUCUUUACCCUGUCUUUUUCUUUAUUGCUUUUAUAUUUAUUUUCACUGUAUUUAAUUUGUACAUUUUGUGUAUAAUUUGAACGUGGACGUUAGUCGGUCAAGCGGCGAUAUUAGUGGUUCUGCCUGUCCCUCGCGUGUUCAAUGGCUCCAGGUUUGCACUUGCCUUUGGUUUGCGUAGUCUAUACAAAUCAAAUAGAAUAGAAGAUGACAAACCCCAAAACAGAAAAUGAAGUCGGAGUUUUUAUACAAUUGCAAUUGAGGAUAUGACCGAAGCUCACAAUAUAUAGAAAUUUUACCUAUAUUAUUUGCAUAUAUCAAAUGCAUUCUCACUUUGAAGCCACAUAAUUAAAGUCCUUUUCACAUGACUCCCAAUGCAUUGAGAAAUUUAAAGCACUGAGCUACUGCAUUGCAAGCUUUGUUACAAAUGGAAGGGACACAUGAAUAUUUUCAUUAGGUUAUAGUCAGUAGUCUGAUAAACUGAAAGGAAGACAUUGGCUAGUUACAGUAACUUGACGUUACAGUACGGCUGACACUUUCCAUUUUAGUGUGUAUUUGGAAGAAAUUACAAAAAUAAAAAUGACUUCUCAAAAGAUCCCAUGCUUAGGGUAAAUUUCGUGGCAGAAAUUUCAAUAGGAAUCAAUAGGAGAGUUUUGCAUCAGAGCCAAAAAAACGUUUCUUGCACAGAUUUCACUCGUGUUCAAGUUGGUCAUGUGGUGAUCACCGUUUUGACCGACCGAAAGCUGCUUGGUUUGAAAGCACUCCUGUUUGAGCGGCAGUGACUACUAGACCUUUCUUGGCCUGUAGACUUAUAACCGUUGAUUUUGCCUAAAACAUAAAAUCAAUUAUUAACUUGAACCCUCUUUUUAAAGCACGUUAUAUAGAACUCAAAAUGAACCUACAUUUGACAAACUGUGUUUCUUACCCAGAAAAUAGCUUUUGCCGUUUUGCUAUCUUCAAAGCUUUUCCCGCUAAGAUCAAAGUGCCUGCUUUAUGCUUGUGUUUAAAGAUGAGAGUCAUGUGUGAAGGUCUUCUGAGCACCUUCAGGUACUCCUAAAUCUCACAGUUCGAGCAUUGUUUUAUGCGUUUGAAUUCCUGCCGCUGAUUAAAUCAAAUCUGACAGGCAAAGAUAGUAAGUGUAACUAACAUAGACAUAUUUGUUGUUUUGACAUCAUAAACAUUCCACAUUUGGUAUUUCGGUUUUUGUUAGAUUCCUUGUUUGGACUGUUUGUUUGUUUUUUAGUAAGCAAAAGUGACAUUUAAUUGAUGAUUUCAUUAAUGUUCAAACAGCAUGUUUUAAUGACUAUUUUUGUGAAUGUAGUUUAGGUCAAGGGGAUUUAUAUGGAAUAGCUUUCUUCUGAAGCGAUCGUACACACAGAAGAAACUGCGUUUAAGUGCCUUGCUCAGGGGCACAAUGGUGAUAGAUCAGGAUUUUAUUCACAGGAACGUGGUUUAUGGUUACACCAAAUUUGAGAUUGAAAUUUGCAACCGUUCUAGUUAAUUGCCCAUGUCCUCUAGUAGCGUACGCAUUACAACCACAGCCUUACCCCGAGUCUAACAAACUGGCCUGACUAAAUGAACUUUAACAGCCUCAGGGACUAAGGGAAAUACACCUGUGUAGAUUUCUUGAACAAAACCAGUCUUCCGUCUUUACUUCAGCUUAUAGAUUCUCCCGGCUUUGCCUUUUAUUACCGUUUGUCCCAGUAUUCCAGUAAUCAAUGCACAAGGCUCAGGAUGAGUCGUCAAGUAUGUUGGUAUAACAAUGAUGUGUUUUUAUAAGUUGCAAAGAUUUAAAUAUGAACUGAUGUAUUGACUACCUACCGUGAAAGGUAUUGCUGAAAGUUAAGGAAGUCGGUUAGACAAUUCCACUUGUGGAAGAUGCAUGGCCCUGUGUUAUCAUAUGCAUUUGUUUGUAUAUCGGUUUUGUUGCUCUUUGCCAAAAUGACAAUGUUUAGCUUGUCUACCGUUCCAGGUUUACCACUCGAACCAAAGACCUCGUUUUUCAAUGCAUACUACAUCGUGUCAUGUUGCAUGUGUUCAUUUUUUGCAUUUUCUGAAAGAUUUAUGCAGCAUUCCCGUUCUUUAGCCCUUUGAUUCCAGAACAAAACGUUUUGUUGGGUUUUUUUUCAUGAAUUUCAGGCCAACCUGUGUAUUUCUCACUGGACCUCUGACUGAGUCUUUUCAGUCCUGUUGCACUGAACACCCGCAUUACCCGAUCUGACGCCACCCAGGACCCAGUACAUUUGUAGCACAAUGAUUAUUUGUUUCUGUUUGUUUGUUUUGUUUGUUAAAUGCAUCUUUUUUGUAUUUUGCACUGAACCAUUUCUGUGCUAAUUUGUGCAAUACUGCUGUAAAUAAAAGCCGCUUUUUUCAACUUUCUAA